UAGUAGUUCUUAUUUACUUUUAUUUUUUGGUGAAUUGCUUAAAUUGACAGGUCAGGUACACGUACCCUAAAAGAAGCAAGCCUCAUCCCUUGAGAGCAAUUCUGGUUUGCUUUUUAUCACAAGAAGUCUGCUACCUCUCUUCCUCUUUUUCUAUUUGAUUAUAACAAAGAAGAAGAGUGAAUAAUCAUGGAGCCUAAAUCAAACGAUGGCUCCUCAAAUAUAAGAGUGCGGCUGCUAGAGGAAGAUAGUAUUCAACAGUCUGUUUAUGGACCAACAUCUUUUGCAAGAACUUGUUUCAAUGGACUCAAUGCUUUGUCAGGAGUUGGCAUACUUUCAGUACCUUACGCAUUAGCAUCAGGAGGAUGGUUAAGUUUGAUAUUUCUCUUUAUUAUUGCCAUCUCGACUUAUUACACUGGCUUAUUAAUUAAAAGAUGCAUGGACAUCGAUCCAACCAUCAGAAGUUACCCCGACAUAGGGGAACGCGCGUUUGGAUUUUUCGGACGAAUGCUUGUCUCCACGACAAUGAACGUGGAACUUUACAUGGUCGUAACAGGUUUCUUGAUUUUAGAGGGCGAUAAUUUACAAAACUUAUUCGGAGACAUAGAAGUUCAAAUAUUUGGGCUUACAAUUGGUGGAAAACAAAGUUUUGUGAUUCUCAUAACCCUCAUUAUCUUGCCCACUGUUUGGCUGAACAAUAUGAGGAUGCUUUCUUAUAUAUCUGCCAGUGGAGUAAUGGCAUCUAUUGUACUACUUGGAUCUAUCUUGUGGGCUGCUGUAUUUGAUGGGAUUGGAUUUCAACCAAAUGAAACACAGUUUCUAAACUGGAAAGGGAUGCCAACUGCUAUUAGCCUCUAUGCCUUCUGUUAUUGUGCUCAUCCAGUUUUCCCAACCUUAUAUACUUCCAUGAUAAAUCCAAAAAAGUUCUCCAAGGUCAUGUUUGUUUGCUUUCUACUUUGCACCAUCAGCUAUGCAUCAAUGGCUAUUGUGGGAUAUCUCAUGUUUGGUCCAAAUGUACUUUCCCAAAUAACCUUAAACCUCCCCACCAAUAAACUCAGCACAAAAGUUGCAAUUUACACCACACUAGUCAACCCAAUUGCAAAGUAUAGCUUGAUGAUAAAACCAGUGGCGAAUACUAUUGAAAAUCAACUUCCUAUUCAUUACAACAAAAGGGUCUACAACCUACUUAUUAGAACAACUUUAGUACUUAGUACUGUCAUCGUAGCAUUAACUAUCCCCUUUUUUGGAUAUCUCAUGUCACUUGUUGGAGCAUUUUUGAGCAUUACGGCUUCCAUAGUACUCCCAUGCUUGUGCUUCUUAAAGAUUUCUGGGAUUUAUUAUACAGUGGGAUUUGAGCAAGUAGUUAUAGAGGGGAUUGUGAUAAUGGGCAUAGCCAUUAUGGUUGUAGGUACUUAUACUUCUGUGUUAGAAAUUAUCAGUCAUUUGUAAGUGAACAUUUUACAUAUUUACUUUUCUUAGUACGAGUUUUGUACAAUUGCGGUUCUCAUGUACUUGAUUUUUCAUUCUGUAAUAUCGGAUUACUUAAAGAUUAAUUAGU
Molecule: messenger RNA, 1555 nt
Organism: Lycium ferocissimum
Lineage: Eukaryota; Viridiplantae; Streptophyta; Magnoliopsida; Solanales; Solanaceae
Product: amino acid transporter AVT1J-like
Exons: 3
Coding region: 187-1446 (419 amino acids)
Cellular component (GO): plasma membrane
Source: RefSeq, a predicted model, not a curated record